Saccoglossus kowalevskii is the source of this 363-nucleotide messenger RNA. RefSeq lists its product as uncharacterized. The record is from RefSeq and is a predicted model, not a curated record. Lineage: Eukaryota; Metazoa; Hemichordata; Enteropneusta; Harrimaniidae.
AUGGCAAGACAGAAUUGUGAUUUUGUCUUAAACAUACCUGCUUCGAGUUACAUGGGUGGAGUUUGGGAGCGCCAAAUAGGUUCCAUCAGAAGAAUUCUGGCAGGUAUCAUGAAUCAAGUAGGAACAAGACCGAACACAUCAUCGUUUCGAACACUCAUGUAUGAAGUCGAGGCUAUUGUUAAUAGUCGACCAUUAACAGUAGAAAAUGUGAAUGAUCCAACUGGACCAAUUCCACUUACGCCAAAUCAGAUACUGACAAUGAAGUCUCACAUUAUUUUGCCUCCACCAGGAGUCUUUGUAAAAGCAGACAUUUAUGCUCGAAAGAGAUGGCGGGUCAUCCAACAUCUAGUCAAUGAAUUUUGA